CCGAGAAGUUGAAGUUACUCUGUCGGAGAUCGUUUUAAGAGCGAGUUGAUACGCGCGCGAAUUAAACAUAACCUCAAAAACAAUGUUUUUGUUGUUGUUGUUCGGUUUCUUCUGGGGUGUCUCAAUUUCCGAGCCCCUGAUGCGGAAUUGUGAACCGAUCCGAGUGGAAAUGUGUAUGAUGUGGUACAAUUCAACAAGUAUGCCCAAUUUGGGAGGUAAUGACAUUCAACAAGAGGCCGAUUUACAACUGCAGUCGUUUUCGCCUCUGAUUCAGUACGGUUGUAGCCAAAAUUUGAAACUUUUUUUGUGUUCCGUUUACGUGCCAAUGUGUACAGAGAAAGUUACUAAUCCCAUUGGACCCUGUCGAGGACUUUGCGAGGGUGUUAGAUCUCGGUGCUACCCUGUUUUACAGGGGUUCGGAUUUCCGUGGCCGGACGCACUAAACUGCUCCAGAUUUCCUGAGGUUAAUAACCAUGAACACAUGUGCAUCGAGGGACCGAAAGAUGAAAUUGAUAUCAGAGCUCCUGUCGAUCCAGCUGUGCAGAAAUUCGACUGUGAAGUUAGAAAGAACGGCGAGGGAUGUAUCACGGGCUGUAAUUCCAAUCUUAUGUUUGACGAAUCUGAGAAGAAAUUUGCAGAGGUUUGGGCUACUGUUUGGGCCUUCAUCUGCCUUAUAAUCAGCCUUGGAGCAUCAUUAACCUUAACCAUCGGAGGCGGUCGUGUAAAAGCUCGCCCUCUACUCAGUUUGGCCUUAUGUUACGUCAUGAUGAGCGCUGGUUGGGCGUUAAGAAUGUUCGCUGGCAGGAUGUCGACUUCGUGUCCAAAAGCUCCUGAAGAUGGUCUAUCCAACAUUAAUUGUGCUUUCGUGUUCCUACUCUUGUACUAUUUCGGAAUGGCUGCAAACGCUUGGUGGGUCUGCCUUUGUGCUUGGUGGGUAGCGAGAGUAGGUUUGUCCUGGCCUCCAGAAAAAAUGAGAAGUUUGAGCUCUGUCCUCCAUGUUUGUGCAUGGGCGUUGCCAGCAGCACAAACUGUUGCAGCUUUAGUUAGAAGAGAUGUCGACACAGAUGAUUUAACAGGAACCUGCUACAUCGGUAAUAGAAACUCCACUACUCUUCUCGCUCUGGUUUUAAUACCAUAUUUCCUGUAUUUCACCUGCGGUACCAUGCUUCUGUUCCUGGGUUGCACCUAUGCCGUAAGAAAGCCCCAUUCGUUAGCAGCAGCGCCUCUCACAAAUGCAGCACCACGGAAGGAGAGUGACUUUUUGGGCGCCAUUUGCACGUUAUACGCUAUUCCUACGUUUUGCGUUAUGGCCAGUAUCUACUAUGAGUAUAACAACAGGGAUAAAUGGUUAUUGGGGGAAAAGAAACCAGCUCUUUGGGCGUUUUUACUGAAAUAUUUCAUGAGUUUGUUUAUUGGUGUUAGCAGCGUCUUCUGGAUAUGGUCUAUGAAAAGUGUAACAGCUUGGAGAUCAGUACUGAGACGUUUGGGUCCAAGAAAACAACCACCAUUAAAAGUACAAACCAUGCCGCAAGUUAUGAGAUACAUGCCUGCUCAAACUCUGUCUACUAGCUUGAGCACAGCAUCCAAACACUCUACUAGAACACAUCCUCAUAGAAAACCGAGAUUGCACCACAUGAGAUCUGGUAGUGAAACUGUUAUUUAAAAAUUAAAUACUUCUUUAGUAUAGGGUAUGCAAAGGCAUAUGACACAGAAAAUCAUUGGAGCCGCACGAUAGCUCAGAGAAAAGCAUUCAGAAUUUAAUAUAAGUUCUCGUCAGACUGAUGAACUUUGAUUUAAAAAAUCACCCGUUUUUGUUGUAAUAUAUGCUUCUAAAUAAAACAAAUUACCAGUGAAAUAGUGAAAAACAACAAAAUUGGAUUUUAGAAAUAAAUAUUUUAAUAAGAUCUCAAAAACUGAAAGUCUGUAAAAACAAAUUAACAAUAUUGUACAUAACACUCCAGUUAUUUAUUUUGAAAUUUUUUUAGAUAAAAGGAGAAUAGUGCUCGAUAUUUACAAUUUUAAAGAUCUUCUUUUAUUUGCCUUAUUGUAAAUAGUCUGUGAUUAAUUGUAUACAAAUAUUUAUUUUUUAUAUUUCUAUUCAUUAAUGGCCAUAUUACAAAAUCAUAUCUAUAAUUGCGUCCACAAAGGUGUUCAACCUAUUUCCUAUGGUCACACAUAUUAUAGUAAAUGUAAUUUAUCACUUCAUUUAAUAUUACUGUUUAGGACUGUAUCUAGGUUACCUUGUAAAAUAUAUAUUUUAAAUAAUUAAAUUAAGGUAGUGGAACAUAAUUUAGUUAUGUCUUUUUCCACAAAGACUAAUAUAGCUUAACAGUAAAUUCUUAUGACUCCAUAAUGUAUUACCAGCUGCAGUCCUAAUUUUAAUGAAUUUUAUGUCAGUUUUAUGGCAGAUUGUACUUCACUUUUCAUAGGAGAGGGUGUUAGACUUUAAAUCUAAACAGGAAUCCUCACAUUUCAUAAGUAACAUGCAAAUGGAUACAAAACACACCUUACAGAGAUCCAUAUUUCAUCUCUCAUAACAUUUAUUUGUUCAUGGACUGUUCAUGAUAAUGAUAACUGCUAAUGCAGUAUCUACUAUUAUAAAAUAAAUAUCAGCUACUUAGUUGAUAUAAAAAAUAUUAUUAUUAUUAUUAUUAU
Psylliodes chrysocephalus is the source of this 2655-nucleotide messenger RNA. Lineage: Eukaryota; Metazoa; Arthropoda; Insecta; Coleoptera; Chrysomelidae. The record is from the annotation of a GenBank genome assembly.